CCGUCCGUGAUGAUGAUGGAGCUCUGUCUGGUCCGUCAGUGCUCAUAAUGAUGGUAUCUGACAUUGACAUUAUGCACAUUUUGCUCGCUUGACACACGAUGUGACUGCGGAUGCGAAUCAGAUAUGACUCGGAUGCUCGUAGCUAGCUAACGUUAGCUGUUAGCUUAGCCUUCAUCCAUCCUGCUACAGUCGGAGAGCUCCAGCAGCAGCAGGCGGCCAGCAGCUCCAGCUGAUCCGCUGCAGCACCACACAGAGCCCGGUGUUUUGGAUCAUCCGAGGAGGUGAUGAUGAUGAGGCCUUAAAUGUCAGAUCGGCGUCCGUGUGUUCAGUCAUCAAAUACAGACAUGGCGUCGCAGCUCCAGGUGUUCUCCUCUCCCUCCGUAUCCUCCAGUGCCUACUCUCGUUCAAAGAGGCUCAAAGUUGAGAACCCCGCCUGGGAUGCGUCCAACCAGCAGGGGGAUAAUGGUUACUACCAGCAGAGCCCCACCCAGGGUGCUGCACCCUCCACUUCUGGCUCCAACUUCAACCCAGUGUACAACUCCAACCAGGUGCACCCGCCGACAGCCGGCUCCCGGGAGCAGACAGUGGUGCGGGCGGCCGACAGCACAGGUAGCGUUCGCGCACCUCCCUCCUCCUCUUCCUCAUCCUCCUCCACCAGCCGUCGCGUCAAGGAUGCAGAGUCCUCCUCCCAGCCGUGCGACAUCUACCACAAGCAGUACAGCUUGAAGCGGAAGAGUGAGGAGGUGGACAGCAGCGACAGCGUGCAGAUCCUGGAGGAGCUCUCGGCCCCUGUGGUCACAAACCGUACAGGUGGUGGAGGGGGAACCACCACGGUUCAGUCCAUAGCACAUUCCACUUCUACCACGAAGAGCAGCAACUCCCACAGCGAGGGCGACUACCAGCUGGUCCAGCAUGAGAUUCUGUGCUCAAUGUCCAACAGCUACGAGGUGCUGGAGUUCCUGGGACGCGGCACCUUUGGCCAGGUGGCAAAAUGCUGGAAGCGGGGCACAAAUGAGAUAGUGGCGAUUAAGAUUUUGAAGAACCACCCCUCUUAUGCUCGGCAAGGUCAAAUUGAAGUGAGCAUCCUUAGCAGGCUGAGCACAGAGAACGCCGAUGAGUUCAACUUUGUCCGCUCGUACGAGUGUUUCCAGCACAAGAACCACACGUGCCUUGUGUUUGAGAUGCUGGAGCAAAACCUUUACGACUUCCUGAAGCACAGCAAGUUCAGCCCGCUGCUGCUCAAGUGCAUACGGCCGAUUCUGCAGCAGGUCGCCACAGCACUGAUGAAGCUAAAGAGCCUGGGGCUGAUCCACGCUGACCUGAAGCCUGAAAACAUUAUGUUAGUCGACCCUUUGAGGCAGCCGUACAGGGUGAAAGUCAUUGAUUUCGGCUCCGCCAGCCACGUGUCCAAAGCUGUUUGCUCCACCUACCUGCAGUCGCGAUACUACAGAGCUCCGGAGAUCAUUCUGGGCCUUCCUUUCUGUGAAGCGAUUGACAUGUGGUCGUUGGGGUGUGUCAUUGCUGAGCUGUUCUUGGGGUGGCCCCUUUAUCCGGGGGCCUCAGAGUACGAUCAGAUUCGUUACAUUUCCCAGACCCAGGGCCUUCCUGCAGAGUACCUGCUGAGUGCAGGAACCAAGACCAGCCGCUUUUUCAACCGAGGCCCCGACUCGAGUUACCCGCUCUGGAGACUCAAAACAUCCUCGGAGCAUGAGGCAGAGAUGGGCAUCAAGUCAAAGGAGGCAAGGAAAUACAUCUUCAACUGUCUGGAUGAUAUGAUGCAGGUGAACAUGACAAACUUGGAGGGGACGGACAUCUUGGCAGAGAAGGCUGACAGGCGGGAGUUCAUAGACCUGCUGAAGAAGAUGCUGACGCUAGACGCAGACAAACGGAUCACGCCCAUGAAGACUCUGAGCCACCCCUUUGUCACCAUGACACACCUGCUGCACUUCCCGCACAGCUCACAUGUGAAGUCCUGCUUCCAAAAUAUGGAUAUAUGCAAACACAGAUGCAGCGCCUUUGAGAAUGGAAAAAAUAUGUUUGCCAGCAACAAUACCCCAAGUGCAGCCACCAACCUCACUGUCACCUUCAGUAGCCAACUAAACCAGCACAAUCAGAUGGCCUCUACAGGAGGCCAGUCCCUGUCCCUCAGCAGUAACGUCCCGCUGCUGAACUACCAGCCCGGCCUCUACCAGCAGGCCACCAUAAACAUCCCCGGCCUCACCCAGCAGGGCGUACCUCUGCAGCCUCUGCAGACCAGACCUACCCAGCUCUGCGCUCAGACUGAGCCCUUCCAGCAAACACUCAUAGUUUGCCCCCCAACCAUCCAGGGUCUUCAAACAUCCAACAAGCCUUCUGGUUAUCCAGUGAGGAUGGACAACUCUGUCCCCUUAGUUCCUCAGAACCAGUCGUCCCAGUCUCUUCACAUCCAGCCCGGCAUGCUGGCACAGGCCUCCCUCGACCCCCUGCUGGUCGGCAGCCUGUACGCCUCAGUGGCGGGAAUGCCGUCUUUAGGCUCGGUCCGGCUGCCAGUUGGCUGCAGGGGUGCGAGCCUCGGCGGCUUACUGGAUCAGAAUGCCUCCAUGCUGCAGGGCUGGCCAGCAGGCACGCAGCAGAUCCUCAUCCCGUCCACAUGGCAGCAGAUGCCAGGCAUGGCCAUCCACAACCCCGGGCAGGCCGUGGUGCCGGACUCACCCAUGGGAGCCCCGAUAUCCGACAGUCAACAAGCUUCUGGCUGGAGGGGUCGUCAUGGGAGCCAAUACGAUGGCGUCAGCCAGCAGGACUCCGGUGUUGGCCGUCACGCCGCCGCCCAAAGCCACAACUCAGGGGCCGCUCACUCAAGAUCCCAGGGCAAGAGGUCAAAGGCUCGACAAGCAGAGAGCAGAGCCAGGCCUGUGUCUUCAGCCACCACUGUGGUCCACAACACCUCUGCUUUGGCUGGUGACCAGUCUCAGCCCAUCGUCAUCUCGGACACACCUAGCCCUGCCGUCAGCAUCAUCACCAUCCACAGCGACUCGGAAGAUGACGAUGACAGGAAGUUCCCCGCUGCGUGCUCUGGAACAAGCCAGAGGACAAACGUGAUCAGUUGCGUGACGGUGCACGACUCCCAUGACUCCGACUCGUCCACCAGCAGCCCCCUGAGCCCAAAGACCACCUCACAGCCCACCAAGUCUCUGGCCAUCAUCACGCCGUCUGUGAAGAGCCAGCCGGGGGAGAGCACAACCCACAAAGCUCCAGCAGCUCCCGCAGCUCCAGAUCAAGCUACAAGCGGCUCUGGAAAAUCCAAGAAAGGGUCGACUCAGCAGUCCAGUCGUGCAGGAGAUUCCAGCACUGAUCGCCAUCAACGGGCCGCUUCCAGCAGAUCUCAGCCUCUGAACCUGAGUCAGGUACAGCAGUCUGUGAUGUCAUCAUCCAACGACCAAACAGGAAGCAGCAGUUCCCUGAGGCGGCAGCCCACAUACCCCCCUCCCGUCUCGUCCCACUCAUCCUACCGGCUUCACGAGAACACCCUCUUCAGCUCGACCCCAAACCUGUACGCCUACCCGGCCUCCGCCGCCUUGGCCUCCGUGUCCCAAGCUGUGGACCAGAUGCAAUGCGGCUCGUCCCGCCACGCCAGGGCGGGCGGAGCAUACUCUUCCCUGGCGCUGCUCCAGAAGAACGGCAGCCUCACCCUGGGAGGGUCUGCUCCGGGACAGUAUGGCAGCCACCACAACCAACUGCAGCAGCAGCAGCUCCCACAGCUGCUGCAGCAGCCGCUGGGGGUGCAGCCUUUUCACCACGCCAGUGCUACUUACCAGCGGAAACUCAACCCGUAUCCCUACCUGUAAAGACUGGAGCGCCGGGUGAAGACCAAAUGGAGACCGAGACUAGAGACGAGCACAAGCUCAUCACGUGAUUACACUUUUUACUUUCCUUUACUGUCCAGUCCUUGUGUUUUGUUUUUUUUACAUAUUACGUUGGAUAAAAUAAUCACAGAAUGUAUUUAUAUUUUAAUCGUGUUUUUAAUCCGUUUUCCUUUUUUAAAUAUUCCAAUUUUGGAUUUUCUUUGUGCGUGGGCUGCAAGUAUCUAAACAGUGACACGUUCAUUGUUGCGUUGGCUCUGCACGCCAGUACAUUAGAUUUAGAAAAUGACAACAAGUAUGAGGUUAAAGUGCUGACUCAGCUUUAAUUACACCCACAGAAGAUGAAAGAAGUAGGAAUUGUUGCCCUUUUUAUACAAAGUCCCUUCAUUUUAAGAGACUAAACAUAAAGCUGCAAGUUCUACUAUGAUUUUUAACAUGUUAAGCCCCCCCCCCCCCCCCCCAAUUUUAUUUAAUAUUUUUUAGAAAUGAGUGUUGAGGAGAGACUGGAACUUGGCUAACUGUUGUGCUGCUCUUUAUUACUAUAAUUAUUGUUAUUAUCAUCAUUAUCGUCAGAACAAUUGUUUAAAAGAAGCAUUUACACUCAUUUACUCAUUUACUCAUUUACUCAUUCACUCAUUCACUCAUUCACUCAUUACUCAUUUACUCAUUUACUCAUUCACUCAUUCACUCAUUUACUCAUUUACUCAUUUACUCAUUUACGUCAAUAUCUUGAUAUAUUUGUUUCUUUAGUAUGUCGGCACAUUGUGACAAGUUAGAUGUUGUAUGUUUCAUUUAUGAAUGUGUGUGUGUGUGUGUGUGUGUGUGUGUGUGUGUGUGUGUGUGUGUGUGUGUGUGUGUGUGUUUUAUCUGUUUUCUUGAGAAAAAAAGGAGAAAGUAAUCUAUGUACUGUCUAAUAAUGUUUUCCAUGUUAAUUAUGUUUUAGUGCUGGCCGUUGACUUGAUUAUAUUUCUGUGUUUAGUACGUUGAAUACUGCAGUACAUGCCAGUGUACAGUAGGGUGCGGUAUUUAGAGGGGAUUGUCUUGAUUUCUUUACAGUUUUAAAGUUAUUCAUAAGGUUGCAUGUGUCUGACAUGGAGUAGCAUUCAGGAGCGGCUCGUAAAAAGCGUCGCUCGGAGACGGAUUAUUAAUGUUAUGUUUAAUUUGUACGACAAACACAUGAAGGAUAUUGGGAAUAUGUAAAAGCUCUUGUCUUGUGAUGUCUGUGAAGUAAAAGUGUGCACAUACAAAUCUGAUUGGGUAUCACACUAUCAUGUCAAAGCCAUUUAGAUUACAAGUGUAAAAUUCACAGUCAUGCGUUUGGAUUGUGAAUAAUCAAAUCUGAUUAAAAAAAAAAAGAAAUAUAUAUAUAUAUAUAUAUAUAUAUAUAUAUAU
Messenger RNA from Cottoperca gobio, 5231 nucleotides. Its product is annotated as homeodomain-interacting protein kinase 1-like. Gene Ontology annotation, biological process: peptidyl-serine phosphorylation; intrinsic apoptotic signaling pathway in response to DNA damage by p53 class mediator; smoothened signaling pathway. The record is from RefSeq and is a predicted model, not a curated record. Gene Ontology annotation, cellular component: nucleus; cytoplasm; PML body. Gene Ontology annotation, molecular function: ATP binding; protein tyrosine kinase activity; protein serine/threonine kinase activity. Lineage: Eukaryota; Metazoa; Chordata; Actinopteri; Perciformes; Bovichtidae.